UCUAUCUUUUCCCUUUCCAACUCUCUCUCUCUCUCUCUCUCUCUCUCUAUAUAUAUAUAUAUAUAUAUAAAUUACCUCUUCACAUUCGAACCGACACCCAUUUUCCCUAACCACCAUGGAAGUGGAAGUGUUUGUACCACUUGAUUUCAACUUCGACAGCAACACUUCCUCUCCAUACAUCACCGCUCCUUCAAGCCCUCAACGUUUCGCCACCAAUUUCUUCUUCAGUGCCCCAACUAGCCCUUCUCGCGUUUCCCCUCUCUUCCCUCAACAAUCCUCUUUUCCUUCUCACAACAACACCUUUCCCAACGACGACGAUUUUGAAUUUGAUUUCAGCGGUAAUCUCCAAAGAGAAUCUCUCUCCGCCGCUGAUGAACUUUUCGAUGGCGGAAAGAUCCGUCCUUUGAAACCACCCACGAACGACAGACCAGUUUCUCCGAGGACGAGAAAGAAAAAAACGGUCGAAGAUCCUGAGAGAGAUUCAAACCCGUUUGAAGCUGCAAUCGAAGAAACGUUGAGAAGAGAAGAAGAAAAAAGAGGGAGACAAAGGGUUUCGUCUUCUUCUUCUUCUGGUCGGAAAGGAAGUAGGUCGUUGUCUCCUCUGAGAGUCUCCGACAUCAUUGUUGAUUCCGAUGAUAAAGAUAUUUCUGUUUCUGUUACUUCCUCUGCAAGUAACGUGAAAUCGUUCUUGUCGUUCACGAAAGGUUAUAGAAAAUGGAGAAUAAGAGAUUUUCUUCUGUUUAGGAGUGCUUCUGAGGGAAGAGCGAACGAAAAAGAUCCUUUGAGAAAAUACACGGCUCUAUCUAAAAAGAGUGCGGUGGUGGAAGAUGAUGUGAGUGUUAGGAACUCAAGUUUCCGGUCUACAGAGAGUUCCGGUUCAUUUUCGAGGCGGCGUGGACCGGUUUCGGCUCAUGAAUUGCAUUAUACGCUGAACCGGGCUGCUACUGAAGAGAUGAAGAAGAAAACUUUCUUGCCUUAUAAAAGGGGUUUGUUAGGAUGUCUCGGCUCUAAUCAUCAUAUGAAUCAGAUUUCUAAGGGAAUUGGCUCUUUCUCACGCUCUUAAUCAUUCAUCAUAAUCCAAUUUCUUAAUCCUCUUUCACACCUUCUUUUUUCAAUGCUUCUCUGUUGCCAAACAUCUUUUUCUCAUUUCUUCUUGUUGAGAUUGAAAUUUGUAUGAACAUAAUUAAAUGUACACCCUUGAUACACAAACAUAUAUUAAAGGUUCCUUACCUAGCCAAUUAUUUCAUUAUCAUAUAUAUUUCGCAAGUGAUUUUCAUC
Messenger RNA from Cicer arietinum (chickpea), 1278 nucleotides. RefSeq lists its product as uncharacterized. NCBI's taxonomy places the organism in Eukaryota, Viridiplantae, Streptophyta, Magnoliopsida, Fabales, Fabaceae. The record is from RefSeq and is a predicted model, not a curated record.